AUGCAGCUGCCUAAUCAGUCCCGCCAUUACUAUUUGCCAAAUUCUCCGUGGAAAGGUCGAGUGAGACGCGGCCUUUGGGGCAGACGGGGCGGUGGCGCACCAGUGUGUCGCCGCGAUUUGUUUGGCCAAAUUUCCGCCCAAGAUUCUCUUCGCACAUCCCGUCCAAGCGCAGUCGAUUUCGCGGGCCCCGCCGCCAUUGGGCGCUCCGCGCGAACAGUCAAUGUCGUGCACGUGCUGGAAGUGAGCCCUGACAUCGGAGAUAGAGACAGAGACGAAGAUGGCAAAAACACCUGGCGGGGCACACCGGGGAUCGCGAAAGCGUUCGAGACCGAUGCGGGAACACUGUAUGGCUGCGUAGCGUUGCCCGUCACAGACAAACACAUGGUAAGGUGCAAAGGAUGCGGCGAGUUGUCGAUGAGCGCCAAGACCUGUGAGAACAGAAAUGGCCAGAGAUAUCAGCAACAUGUACCCUCAUUGCUAGGAGCGAGGCCCGAAGCCACAGGUACUGGUAUGUCAUUCACGUUCAGAGGUUGCGACGGAGUCAAGAACACCGGCCAGUCGCUUAGCCGUGUUGCGGCGUCGUCCUGGAUAUUGGAGUAG
Messenger RNA from Postia placenta MAD-698-R-SB12, 600 nucleotides. RefSeq lists its product as hypothetical. The record is from RefSeq and is a predicted model, not a curated record. Bases 1 to 600 code for a protein of 199 amino acids. NCBI's taxonomy places the organism in Eukaryota, Fungi, Basidiomycota, Agaricomycetes, Polyporales, Adustoporiaceae. The transcript has 5 exons.